Molecule: messenger RNA, 3360 nt
Organism: Pyricularia grisea
Lineage: Eukaryota; Fungi; Ascomycota; Sordariomycetes; Magnaporthales; Pyriculariaceae
Exons: 10
Coding region: 442-2073 (543 amino acids)
Cellular component (GO): intracellular membrane-bounded organelle; membrane; cytosol
Molecular function (GO): sterol binding
Source: RefSeq, a predicted model, not a curated record
GAUUCCCAACCAGCAUCCCCCACCACCAAACCCAUGUCACUGCUGACCUUGUUGGGCUAUGCAGCGGGGGAAACAACUCUUUGGUAAUUGAUGACAUUUUCAGCAACUGCUUCCUGACUCUUCCAUUGCACAUAUUCACUAGGUGUCGACUCCCAAGUUAAUGCAAAGAACUUCAGAGCCCACUACAAGGCUUGAUCGUGAAGUUGCAUAAGGAUUCCAUGAGGAAGUUGGGCAACGUGCUUCAAACGAUUCCGUUUAUCGAGGUCACCGUAAGCCGCUGAGUUUUCGCGUCUGUCACAAUUGCAAGCCAUCCUUGCCUACCGCAUCUGUCUUUUAUCGAUCAAGCUCUCCGAGAUUCCUCGCGACCCACAACCGCUUAGGUACCUAUCUUACGCUCCCCGCGCUCCGAAAAAAAAAAGAAAGUUUUGCGCAGUCGCGACCAUGAUGGACUUGAAAGGGAUUGUUCAUGGCCACGGCCAUAGUCGCCGCCGCACGAUCUCAAAUGCUAGCUCCGUCAGGUCGAAUCGCUCCGCAGACGACAUGAAAGGAGAGGCGGCCCAGGACGACACGCUCGUGGUCGAGCCCGACCAGGGCAAUGUCCUUACACACAUCAUCUCACAACUGCGCCCUGGUGCCGAUCUAAGUCGUGUCGUGCUCCCGACAUUUAUCCUCGAGCCAAGAAGCAUGCUGGAGCGGAUUACCAACUUCAUGUGUCAUCCCGAGAUGCUGCUACCGAUACCCGAUAUUGACGACCCUGUCCAACGAUUCGUUUCAGUAGUAAAGUUCUACCUGAGCGGAUGGCAUAUCAGACCGCCUGGCGUCAAGAAGCCUCUCAACCCGAUCCUAGGGGAAAUCUUCACUUGCUACUGGGAUUUCCCUGAUAACACUCGCGCGUAUUACAUCUCUGAACAAACAUCCCACCAUCCACCAAAGUCUAGCUACUUCUACAUGGUACCUGAACACCAUAUCCGAGUCGAUGGAACUUUGAAGCCGAAAAGCAAAUUCCUUGGCAACUCCGCCGCAAGUCUGAUGGAGGGCACGGCUAUUCUGUCGCUCCUCAAUCGGGGCAAGGACCCGGCCAAGGGAGAGCAAUACCACUUGACCCAGCCGAACAUGUACGCACGCGGUAUCCUCUUUGGCAAAAUGAAGUAUGAGCUUGGCGACCAUAGUGUUGUGAAAUGUCCAGAGCUUGGACUGGUCGCCGACAUCGACUUCAAGACAAAGGGAUGGGUUUCUGGCUGCUAUAACGCCAUCGGCGGAACGAUCAAGGACGAACACACAGGCGAGAUCCUCUACGAACUAUCUGGGCUCUGGAGUGACGAAAUGUUUAUCAAGGACAUGAAGACUGGACACAAGGAGAUGUUUUUCGAUGCUCACAGGUCUAAGCCAUCCCCUCCUCUAGUCAGGCCGAUAGAAGAACAGGAGGAGCGUGAGUCGCAGAGAUUGUGGCAGAAGACAGCGCAAGCCGUCAAGGAUUCCCAACACGAACUCGCUACGGAAGAGAAGACCAAGAUAGAGGAUAUGCAACGAGAGGAGGCCAGCAGGAGAGCGCAGGAGGGAGUUGAGUGGCAUCCCCGACUGUUUCGGCGUGUAAGGGGAGGCCAGGGUGGAAGUGAAGAAGGCGAGGAGGAUCUUGAGUGGAUCAUAAAUGCCACGAUUGAUGGCGAAACGCCCGAGGCGCAGGCCAACCAGAUUCUAGCCAUAUAUCCUAUCCUCAAAGGCCAAAAAUCCAGCGAACGAAACCCCAUCCCGCCACGAGGCUCGUCGUUCCGUCAACCGAAAACAGAGGAGUCGGCGUCUCGAAGUGGUGAUUUGAUAGACUUUGAUGGGGGCAAUGAGUCGAUACCAGCCCACGCUCCCUUGCAGCCGGACUUAAAAGCAACGACAGAGAAGCCAGCUACCAGUACCAACGGCGGCGACGACAUCAAGCGGUUACUGGACGCAACUGGGCAACCGCCAAAUAAGCAUGACCCGCUGGUUGAUUUUGGCAAGGAUCUCAAGAAAAACCUACCCACGAUGAAGAGAGCAGACACCGAAGAAUCGGCAGAUGAGUUCCAUGAUGCACACGAGUGAUCAACGGAAUGCAUUGAGCUUGGUCGAAAUCCUCCUCAUCAUUAUAAGCAGCGGACUUCGGUGGAGAAGAAUAGGAAAGAAUCGGCCUCUGUUGUGUAUGACUGCUACUUUUUUACCUUUUGGCCCCUGGGUCUAAAUUUCUGCCAGAUUUUUUGAUUCGUGACGAUGACCAUUAUUAGUGGUAUCGCGUCCCAAUAGCCCUACCCUUGUCGACGGUUUUGACGAAGCGCAGCACACAUCUCGAUUACCACACGCAUGAAGAAUCUCUGCUAGGAGUGUCAGUUGCAUCAGCUUUGGAAGUGGAAUCUUGGAAGUCUUUGGGCAUCAAAACGUUGAUAGAUUAUACCCAAACAUGGUCCCGUCCCAACCACAACGCCAAACGUGACAGAUCAAGACAGCAAUAACAAUGCUAAUGCUGCAUUUCCCAUGUUACAGUCAAAAUGAAAAAAAAAGAGUAAAAAAAAAAAGUACAAACUCCUGCCACCUCGCCAGACUUCAAAAGACUAGAACCGCCUCCUUGACGGUUCAGGUGUAGGAGAGCGGCUAACGCUGCGCUCGUCGCGACCCCUCAUCUUGAGCCACUUCUUGGUUGCAAGUACCAGCUCGCGGUCGAGUUCCUCGCUGGGAUUCUUGCGGUGUAUAAAGUUGCAAAAGCCGCCUCGCGUGCAACCCUCGCCACUAUUUAGUCGACAACAUGCUUCUCGGAAGUCGGUCACAGGCGACAGCUCGCAGUAUAUAGGCCGUGCGGCGUACCAUCUGCUAUUGAGCUCGUCGCAUGCCUUCUGGGCCGAGUCUUCGUAUUUGAAGCGGGCGUAGACGUUACCGAUGAGGUCUAUUGUUGUUGUCGCAUACUACCAGCUCCUCAAGCUCGCCGUAUUUACAUAGCUCACACCACAGGUCCUCAUAGAAGGCGUCAAAGUGGUUUUGCAGCUGCGAGGCGUUCAUGUUGUUCUUGGGGUCGUAUGCGGGAUUCUGGUACAUGUUCGGCAUCAAGAUGGUCUGGCUGUAGGUUGGCUUGACGUGUUUCCUGCUGCAACGAUCGCCGUGGCGGCAGGCGCCGAUCUUGAAGUAAAAACUGCAGCUGACCUUGUCCUGCUCGGUGCCGAAGAUUGAGGCUAGGAAGUUCGCCAUUGUGGAUGUAAUUAACGAGUUAUUGAGCAGUCAAAUUGAUUAGCGCUGAAAAUUCAAGAUGAAUAUUGUAUGCGAGAGUUUGUGUGAUGAGCGAGGCUGAUCUCGGUAGGUAUUGCGUCGAAGUUGAUUGCAUCUGAUGCGAUGGCGAACCUUGUC